AGUGAGAACGUUCCGCGGUCCACAGUGCACCGCGUCUAGAUCUUUCUGCAUCGAGGGUACGCGAUCUCCUAUUCAUGCACGUGUUGUGUAUACGUACGACUAGCUGCAGAAUUUGCUUGUACAACAUUGCACCACGCGCUAUAAAUUGUGUUGGAAACGCCUAGGCCAGGGCGUGAUUUUAUUUUGAUCGUGACAGAAUAGAAAGGAUAAGGUUAAAAUGGAUCCGGGAGAACUCAAGUUGUUGAAAGAAUUUGUAACUGUUUGUAAGGCAAAUCCUGAAAUUUUACACACUCCACCUCUCGAGUUUUACAAAGAAUAUCUGGAAAGUCUUGAUGCCAAGAUCCCAGGGCCUAAGGAAACACCAAGCACAUCAUCAGGAGCAGCCUCAUCAGAGCCUUCUGCGCAGGCUCCUCCAGCACCAGAACCAGAACCAGAACCAGAACCAGAAGAACCUAUGGAUCCAGAGAGUGAAGAGAGUGAUCUGGAGCUUGACAAUGAGGGCGUGAUUGAGCCAGACACAGACGAGCCUCAACCCAUGGGAGACACAAGCAAGGAGGUCACAGAUGAGAUGCAGGACGAAGCCAACAGCAAGCGAUCGGAAGCCAUGGCGGCCGUGUCAGAGGGUAACAUCGAGGAAGCCAUCAAGAUCUUCACAGAAGCCAUUGAGAUCAACCCACAUUCUGCCCUGCUUCAUGCAAAGAGAGCCAGCUGCUUUGUUCGUCUCAACAAGCCCAACGCUGCGAUCCGUGACUGCGACAAGGGAAUCGACCUCAACCCGGACUCCGCCCAGGUCUACAAGUGGAGGGGUAAAGCCCACAGACUGCUGGGACACUGGGAAGAGGCCUUCCGGGAUCUGCAGAUGGCCUGCAAGCUGGACUACGAUGAAUCGGCCUACGAGAUGCUCAAGGAGGUAGAGCCCAGGGCCAAGAAGAUCGUAGAGCACAAGAGGAAGUAUGAGAGGAAACAUCAGGAACGAGAAUUAAAUGAGAAGAAGGAGAGGAUCAGGAAGGCUAAACUAGCAGCAGAGAAAGCACGCAAGGAAGAAGAAGAGAGAAGGAAGCGUGAGGCAGAAGAAGGAUUCCCUGGCGGAUUCCCUGGCGGGUUCCCUGGAGGAUUCCCAGGAGGCAUGCCAGGCGGCUUCCCUGGGGGAUUCCCCGGUGGAAUGGGCGGCGGUGGCAUGCCUGGGGGAUUCCCCGGAGGUAUGCCCGGAGGUAUGGGCGGCGGCAUGCCUGGUGGUAUGCCAGGGGGAAUGGGCGGCGGCAUGCCUGGUGGUAUGGGCGGUAUGCCUGGUGGUAUGCCUGGCGGCAUGGGUGGCAUGCCUGGUGGCAUGGGGGGUAUGCCAGGCGGCAUGCCCGGUGGAAUGCCUGACAUCAGCGGCAUCAUGUCUGAUCCAGAGAUCCUUUCGGCUUUCCAGGAUCCUCAAGUGCAAGAAGCCUUUGCUGACAUCAGCUCCAACCCCGCCAACAUCGCCAAGUACCAGAACAACAAGAAGAUCACUGACCUCAUCGCCAAGAUGCAGUCCAAGGUUCCCAGAGGAGCGGGCGGGGCUGGAGGACCACCCGGAGGACCUCCAUCACCACCCCCACCAGCCUCUGGAGGAGGGGCUCCACCUCAGGGAGAACCCUCGGCUCCUGGAGCAAGCACUCAAGACAUUGAUUGAGCCGUUGCUACAAUGUACGUUCCUACUGUCACAUUGAUUCCAAAUGCAUCUAAGAUGACGUUACGUAUCCACUUCAUGCAUGUAGAUAUUAAGUCUCUGUUCUCUGGAUGAAGACUAUGUUUUAAGAGGUACCAAUCCAUAAGGCCUUUAAAAAAAAGAUGUUGCAUUGCCCUUUGCGACCGACCCCCAAUUUUUUUUGUUUACUGUUUUUUAGAGAAAAAAAAUAUCAAAGCAUUCAAAACCUGGAAAUAUCUGCCCAAAGAGGGAGAAAAAAAAAAGGGAAAAAAAGAAAAGAUUUCUGAUCGACCAACCCAUGAUUUGGCACCUUAAGGGCAAUACAACAUCUUUUUUUAAUGCCUAAAAUAACAUUCAAAUAAUAUGACAUAAUCUAAAGAGCUAAAGCCAGGGAAGCGAUCUGUUUUUCAUAGGCGAUGCAAAAGUUAUUUAGAAAUGAGUCGUAUCAUUAUGUAUGGUAAUCAACUUUAUACACUAAGAGUUUAAUAUGCCGCAAAGGGAUCUGUGAAGAGAAAAAGUAAACUCACUUUUUCUUAUAUUAAAUGGAAAUGAAUCUACAAGGAAAAGUGUGUCAAAAGCUGACCAUUUAAAAAAUCUAUCUUCUACAUGGCUCAUAAAAAAGGAUCGCGAAUUAGUUUUAGGUUCAUCGGAAAGACUCCAAUCCUUCUGUUUAGUUUUCCUACCAAUAAUUGAAAAUUUUAUUACUCGGGUCUCAGGUGUACAUGUAAGUUGAUCAUUUACUUAGAGGUAUCAAAUUACACUGGAUGUCCAAAAAUAUAUAUAUAUUUUUAAUGUUUAUAUAAACCCAUCUCACACACACCCACAGAGCACUUAAAUCCUUUAAAAGGUCAAUAAAAUAUGUGUGCUUUGGCAAUUGUAAAUAGCUCUUAUCUUGGCACCAAGCAUUUAGCACAAUUUACACAAUGUGAAACCACGAAUAGUCAACAACAUUUCAUAUGGCUCCUUUUAGUGGCUAUAGAAACUAUUACUAUCUAAUGUAGAUUAGGGAUUUCGUAUUUCUAGCUGAAGUUAUAAUUUUGUAUCGCUGUCUUGUACAAUAUCAUAGGGUAAUAAUGAUAACAUCAAAUGUAUUGCAUGUGCUGGUAUGUUUUGUUUGAAACAGUAGCAAAUGAUAUGUCCCUGAAUUAUGAAUUUUAUAUACCCCUUUGUGAGUUAUUCUUGGAUGUUCGCUGCUAUCAUUUAUCCAUUUUAUGUAUCGUCUCUCUAACUAAAUUCCUUUAUUGUCAGCUUUCAUCAAAUUAAGGCUGCCAAUAGUGGAGGGCUCGAUCCUGUAUUGCAUGUUCAUGAUGUUUACUAAUUCUUACAUAAACAAAUUAAAGAAUGGUCUUAUUUGUUUAGCCUCAUGAGCUAUAGAAGGAAUAUUCAUAUUCUUUCGUGGUAUUGCAUGUACUCUGUACUGUGCGUAGCAAUUUGAAAUGGUUUUUCUUUUAUGUGUAAAUUGGUCACUGCUUCUAAGUGAAGUUAAUACCUGUUGAUAUUCAAAUUAUACACCAGUAUGUAAUUAUUGUUUUUCCUGUAAACGAUUCGAUCUCUGUUUGUCAUUGAAUUUCGUGGUGGAGGCAUGAGAAACAUGGCCUCUUCACUUCAUAAUUUGAUUUUGUUAUCAAUUUAAAAUUGUAUAUCAUGAAAGUAAUUUUCUAUAUUUUUUUUCUAUUGAUGUCAACAUUAUGGGUCAUCUAAAAUUGAUUUUGAACUCAUUAAUAGUUUCAAAAUGUAUCCUGAUGGACAGGAGCCGAGUUAAGUAAUUCAUUUGAUUUAAAAAAAACUUAUGUCCUUCUAAUUUUGUAGUAAUGUUCAUUCCAAAUGUUCUCUUUACAUUAUCAAUAUGCGUCUCUAAAAAAAAAAAAAUGAUAACAAUUUUGACUUCUGUACUUUUUGUCUAAAAAUUCAAAAAAAAAUCAAUACUUUUCCUAUAAGGUGUACCCUAUUGAUUCAUUUAUGAAUACUUCAAAGAAAAUUUCGAGGCAAAUAAAUAUAAAAUGAUUUCUUUGUGAAACUUA
This is a messenger RNA of Strongylocentrotus purpuratus (purple sea urchin), 3696 nucleotides long. RefSeq names its product hsc70-interacting protein. The transcript is spliced from 7 exons. Lineage: Eukaryota; Metazoa; Echinodermata; Echinoidea; Camarodonta; Strongylocentrotidae. The record is from RefSeq and is a predicted model, not a curated record. Gene Ontology annotation, molecular function: protein dimerization activity; Hsp70 protein binding. Bases 218 to 1660 code for a protein of 480 amino acids.